This is a messenger RNA of Telopea speciosissima, 3599 nucleotides long. Its product is annotated as AP-4 complex subunit epsilon-like. Gene Ontology annotation, cellular component: membrane coat; AP-4 adaptor complex. Gene Ontology annotation, biological process: receptor-mediated endocytosis; intracellular protein transport. The record is from RefSeq and is a predicted model, not a curated record. NCBI's taxonomy places the organism in Eukaryota, Viridiplantae, Streptophyta, Magnoliopsida, Proteales, Proteaceae. Bases 312 to 3224 code for a protein of 970 amino acids. The transcript is spliced from 11 exons. Gene Ontology annotation, molecular function: cargo adaptor activity.
GUAUUUAAUACUUCUAAUGCUCAAACAAAGAACUGUGAUAGUGAAAUCUCCUUUAAUUUAUCAUUGCAGUCCAAUCGUCCUUUACAAUCAGUCUCUUUCUCUCUCUCUCUCUUAGAUCAUAAUCUCGUUCUCCUGAUCUCCUUCGUUCAAAGAAUCGAUUUUGGGACUUGGGUUGGUUUUGUAUUGCAGAUCGAGCUCUGCAAUUCAAUACUAGCGGAGGCUAUUGUAGCUUUCGAUGCUGUUUUUUGCUGCUCUGGAACCCUAAACUCGUCAAGCUGGAGCAGUUGAAAACAAUCGGUAGGGAGCUCGCUAUGGGCUCCCAAGGUGGCUGGGGCCAAUCUAAAGACUUCUUGGAUCUCGUCAAGUCGAUUGGCGAAACUCGAUCUAAAGCCGAAGAGGAUCGAAUUGUCAUGAACGAGAUCGAAAUUCUGAAGAGGCGAAUCACGGAGCCAGACAUCCCGAAGCGUAAGAUGAAGGAGUAUAUCAUCCGUCUCGUCUAUGUUGAGAUGUUAGGGCAUGAUGCGUCGUUUGGUUACAUCCAUGCUGUGAAGAUGACACACGAUGAUUCUCUGCUGCUCAAGAGGACUGGAUACUUGGCUGUCACGCUGUUCCUCAAUGAUGAUCACGAUCUCAUUAUUCUUAUUGUCAAUACUAUUCAGAAGGAUUUGAAAUCCGAUAAUUAUCUUGUUGUUUGUACUGCAUUGACGGCAGUGUGCAAGCUGAUCAAUGAAGAGACUAUUCCUGCGGUGCUUCCACAGGUGGUCGAGCUUCUUGGGCACCCCAAGGAGUCUGUUAGAAAGAAGGCUAUAAUGGCUCUUCAUCGGUUUUAUCAACGGGCACCUUCUUCUGUUGCUCAUCUCCUCUCCAAUUUCCGGAAGAAGCUCAGUGAUAAUGAUCCUGGGGUCAUGGGUGCAACACUUUGCCCUCUUUUUGAUCUUAUCAUAGCUGAUGCAAAUUCUUACAAGGAUUUAGUUAUCAGCUUCGUAAGCAUUCUUAAGCAAGUAGCAGAACGCAGAUUGCCGAAGAGUUAUGAUUACCAUCAGAUGCCAGCCCCAUUCAUCCAGAUCAGAUUGUUGAAAAUUUUGGCAUUGCUGGGUAAUGGUGACAAACAAGCAAGUGAACACAUGUUUACUGUUCUGGGUGACAUAUUUAGGAGGUGUGAUCCAUCAAGCAACAUAGGGAAUGCUGUUCUGUAUGAGUGCAUAUGUUGUGUUUCCUCCAUACAUUCUAGCCCCAAAUUGCUAGAAUCUGCUGCAGAAGUAACUUCUCGAUUUCUGAAGCAGAGUGAUAGUCAUAAUCUAAAGUACAUGGGCAUUGAUGCCCUUGGUAGACUUAUAAAGAUAAGCCCAGAGAUCGCUGAGGAUCACCAGCUUGCUGUGAUUGACUGCUUGGAGGAUCCAGAUGAUACCUUGAAGAGGAAGACUUUUGAACUUCUUUAUAAAAUGACCAAGCCUUCUAAUGUGGAAGUGAUAGCGGAUCGCAUGAUUGAUUACAUGAUAAGCAUUAAUGAUAAUCACUACAAAACAGAAAUAGCAUCUCGAUGUGUUGAACUUGCAGAGCAGUUUGCGCCUAGUAACCAAUGGUUUAUUCAGACUAUGAAUAAGGUCUUUGAGCAUGCAGGCGAUCUUGUCAAUGUUAAGGUGGCACAUAAUUUAAUGCGGCUAAUUGCUGAAGGUUUUGGAGGGGAUGAUGAAGGUGCAGAUAGUCAACUGAGAUCCUCUGCUGUAGAGUCAUAUCUCCGCAUUAUUGGAGAGCCAAAACUGCCAUCUUUGUUGUUGCAAGUAAUUUGUUGGGUCUUGGGUGAAUAUGGAACUGCAGACGGAAAGUUUUCUGCUUCCUAUAUCACUGGGAAGCUAUGUGAUGUGGCAGAGGCCCAUCCAAGUGAUGACAUUGUCAAGGCAUAUGCAGUGACAGCAAUUAUGAAGAUAUGCGCAUUUGAAAUUGCAACAGGAAGGAAAGUGGAGUUGUUGCCUGAGUGUCAGUCACUGAUUGAUGAAUUAUCAGCAUCUCAUUCAACAGACUUACAGCAGCGUGCAUAUGAACUUCAAACUGUCUUGGGCUUAGAUGCUCUUGCUGUUGAGACUAUAAUGCCAUCUGAUGCAAGUUGUGAAGACAUUGAGGUUGAUAAAAGCCUUUCGUUCCUUAAUGGUUAUGUUCAGGAGUCAUUGGUAAAGGGAGCUCGGCCUUACAUUCCUGAGAGUGAGCGAUCUGGAAUGGCUGAUAUUAGUAAUUUUAGGAGUCGAGGCCAUCAUGACUCUUCCACCCAUGGUCUGAAGUUUGAGGCUUAUGAACUUCCAAAACCUUCUGUGGCAUCAAGAAUUCAACCAGUUCCACUCGCAACCUCCAAGGAACUUGUUCCUGUGUCUCAGCCAACUUAUCCUCAAGAAAUGUCCCAGGCUGCAUCAAUGCCAUCUGUCCCUGAAACUGGACCAAGUGAGCUAAAGCUUCAACUUGAUGGAGUUCAAAAGAAGUGGGGUAGGCCAACUUAUUCCCCAACUGUGCCAUCAAACUCAAAUUCUAGUUCCCAGAAAGCGGUGAACGGGGUUGCGCAACUUGUUGUACAGGGAACAGUUGGCCCAAAAACUCGUGAUGUGUCUUAUGAUUCAAGGAAACCACAGGUUGAAGUUUCUCCUGAAAAGCAGAAACUUGCUGCGUCCUUAUUUGGGGGUUCGUCAUCAAAGACAGGGAAAAGACCAACAUCUACUAGCUAUAAGACCACUAGAGUCCACAGCCAUGCUGCAGAGAAGUCACAAAUACCAACUGCAACAGUUGCAUCUACUGAACAUGCUGCAGAGAAGGCUCCUCAACCACCUCCCCCGGAUUUGCUUGAUUUGGGCGAGCCAACUCCAGGGUAUACAGUAAUUGACCCAUUUAAACAAUUGGAAGGACUUCUUCCUUCUGAUGCCUCUUCAGUAGCCAAUUCUGGGGUUAGUGCUUCCAAGUCUUCUGAUAUUAUGUCACUUCAUGCAGAGAGCCCCAUGAGUGGGCUGAUUGGUACUGUAGCAAAUAUGGGACCGACUAAUUUGGAUUCUGCAAACCUCUUGUCUAGUUUGUCCAAUUUAGCCAAUAGAAAUGUUCAUGGAGGACCUGCAGCUAUGCAGGUGGCACCUGUGAAAAAGGGCCCAAAUCCCCAAGACUCCCUGGAAAAGGAUGCAGUUGCAAGGCAGGUUGGUGUAACACCUUCAGGUACAAACCCAAACUUGUUCAGGGACCUGCUUGGCUAGAGCACAUGGAAUUUAUCAUGCAGUGCAUCACACGGUUUUGAGUUUAGAAGCUUUCGUUCGAGUAAUUGCUUCCUGCUUCUGGUACGGAUUGUUUAUGUUGCUCAGUGCAGGCAAAGCAAUUAUUCCAGUCACUAGAGCUACUGGAGCGUGGGCACAAGUGCAGAAAUGCCUAAUGGAUUUGGUUCAAAUGUAGAUGGGGGGAGGCAGUGAAGGCAAGCUGGCUUUUUGUAUUUUUAUGUAGUUUUGUAGCAAUAGCAAUAUAGUGAUGAUGGGUGGCUGUACAUUGUUUUUUUUUUUAGCAAAUCAAUUGCAAUGAGAUUAUGUGAAACUCUGUAUGCAUAUCUUAACAGUAGAGCUUUUGCAGCAUUCCGGGAA